UGGCGGAAGAUUAGCAAACUUUUAUCGUUUAACAAACCCUUUUUGUAAUUUUAUAGGCAGGAUUUUAUGUUAUGAAAUUUAUUUCAACUUUCUUUUAAAAAUAAAAAGAUGGCGGGGGGCUUAAAAGAGUUGGAUCCAAAUUUGAGGAAGUAUUUGAGAGUUAAUAAACUGCCAGAUGUGUACGAGGCCUUAUUAUCAGGAUUGGCUGUCAUCUGCCCUGCUGAUCCACUGGAAUUUAUUCUAAACAGUUUAAGUCGCCUGGAUGACCUUGGACUUGACGCCUUAUCAUGGGAUAUGUUUAUUCCAACCAACAUGAGACCAGUUAUAAAAGUUAUCUCAGAUAGUAAUUUGGAUUAUAUUUUUAAUUUUGAUGAAUAUCUCAUGCCAACACCAGAGAUGUACCACACAGCUUAUGGCCAGUAUAACACCAAAUUAAAAAAGAUGUCAUUUAACGCUUGGAUGCAAUAUCACUUAAAGGAGAUGAAAAAAGUUCAAGAUACUGAAAAUAAACUUCAUCUGGCUGAAUAUCAGUAUUAUAGUCAAAAGCUACAAGUACAUUUACGUCACUGGAAGGCAUGGGUGAGAUAUAGAAAAGGUCGUCAAGCCAUGGCAUUUCAGAAGAUUCAACGUGUAUUCCACAUAGCUGUUGGACGAGUUAUAUUUGAUGCGUGGUAUAAUCAUACACUGGAUGCUAAACGUCAACGAGAAUAUUUUGAGUUAAAUCUAACGAGACUAGAACGAGGUGAGAAUAUGGAGGAAGAGGAUAUAUUUGGCCAAGGUACCGGAGAAGCCAGGGAUAGUAUAUCAAUGUUACCACGUAAAGUGGCUGUUAAGAUAUUUACCUAUGUAGACAUUACAGAUAUUGCUAACUGUGCCUGUGUUUGCAGAUCAUGGAAAGUUAUAACCCAGGCUAGCUUACUGUGGUCGAAAUUGGAUUUCUAUGAAGUGAAAAGAAGGGUAACGGAUCAAGUAGCGACCAGAUUGCUGUAUAAAGCCCGACCAUAUUUAUUGCAUCUGAAUUUACGAGCAGCUAAACACAUCUCUCAACCAACGUUUACUAGUGUCAGUGAAUGUAGAAAUUUACAGGAUUUAAAUUUAUCAGAAUGUUCAGCUCUAGAUGAUGAGAUGCUUACUGUAUUAGUAAAAGGUUGCCUUAUUUUAUUAUAUCUAAAUGUAUCCCACACUAAACUAACCGACGCUUCCUUGCGAUCUAUUGCCAAAUAUUGUUCUAAUGUCCAGUAUUUAAGUCUGGCUUUUUGUGCCAAAUUCUCAGAUCGAGGUAUGAUGUACCUGGCCUCGGGUAAAUGUAAUAAAAAACUGGAAUACCUUGACCUUAGUGGCUGCUUACAGUUAACACCUGAAGGAUUUAGGAAUUUAGCCAAUGGCUGUACGAACUUGAAGACAAUGCUCUUUAACGAAUUUCCUACACUUAAUGAUGAUUGCGUCGUGACUUUAGCUGAUAAAUGUCCGAAGAUCAAUGCCGUAUCAUUCCUGGGAUCCCCACUUCUAACAGACGAACCAUUUAAAAAAAUUGCUAAUUAUAAAAAUUUGACUACUAUAAAGAUUGAUGGGAACCACCGAAUAUCUGACGCUAGUACCAAACUCAUUGGUAAACUUUGUCCUAAUUUAGAACAUGUUUAUCUUACUGAUUGUUCAAGACUAACAGACGCUACACUCAAAUCUAUCUCAGCGUGUCGAAAUCUCAUCGUUUUAAACCUAGCAGACUGUGUCAGGAUUAGUGAUACUGGAGUUCGAUAUAUGGCUGAAGGACCGUGUGCUUUCAAACUACGUGAAUUAAAUUUAACAAACUGUGUACGUGUUGGUGAUUUGGCUAUGGUUAAUAUACAUAAAAGGUGCCACCAUCUAGUGUAUUUAAGUGUUUGUUUUUGUGAGAAUAUAAGUGAAGCUGGUAUAGAGUUAUUAGGACAGAUACACAGUUUAACAUCUCUAGAUUUAUCAGGCUGUAACUGUGGGGAUCAGGGAUUAGCAGCUUUAGGUAAUAAUAUAAGACUACGAGAUGUAUGUUUAUCAGAUUGUGCAGGAAUCACAGAUCUCGGUUUACAGAAAUUUGCACAACAAUGUCGUGAAAUACAGAGACUAGAUAUUUCACAUUGUGUGCAUAUAACAGAUGGUGCUAUUAAGAAUCUGGCGUUCUGCUGUCGUAUGUUGUCAUUCUUAAAUAUCUCUGGUUGUAAGUUGGUAACUGAUAUGGGUAUACAGUAUUUAUCCGGUGUUUGUUAUUACCUAUUACAAUUAGAUAUUAGUGGAUGUACAUUAGUAAGUGAUAAAGGAAUGAGAUAUUUAAGAAAAGGUUGUAAAAAGUUAAAGAAUCUAACAUGUUACUAUUGUAAGAAUGUCACAAAGUUGGCGGUGUAUAAAAUGUCUAAAUGUGUAGAAAAGGUUAAUUACAGUGCUGAAGAUUUUCCUGUUAACAAUGGUUAUUGAUAGUUGUUAUAUGGACAGAGUUAGUGCUAAACGAUAAGGCCAGCUCAAUUUUACAUCAUCAUAGGUCACAAGAUGUAAACAGGGCUAGUGCUAAUCCCAACCCUAACCCUAACCUUGGACCCAGCCCCAAUGCUUACCCUAACCCUAACCUACAAUCUCGCCAACAAUCACUUGCCCUAACCUUAUUUACAUCUCAGCGACCUUGACAGAAAUUGAGCUGGCCUUAACAAAUAGAUUUAGCCAUAUGGACAGAUAAAGAGAGUGUGUCCUUACCUCUUCCUUGUUGUUUGGACUGAUGAAUAAUUGUACAUCUUCCUUAAAGAUACAUUAGGGGAAGAUUAGAUAAAGAGGUGGCUGUUCUAACUAUACUAGUUAAAAAACCAGAUAAUGUAAAUGAAUUAUGCUGAAAAUUUUAGUCAAAUUGCUUCACUGUUAGCCGAGAAAACGUUAUUUUAAAAUAUCUGUAGCCUCGAUUGUCAUUGUUACCACUGUCGCGAUAAUUAACAACAUCUCAAUUAUCCAUUUUUGCGUUUAAUCAUCACCAGAUGUUGAACAGCAGAUCAGAUUCAAAUCCAGUGAAAAUCAGACAGAUAAGAUGCCAUCAAGAGUUGAUUGUGGUCUUUUUAUGUUAAUAAAUGUCUAAUUAAUAGUUUAUAUAACAUUUCAGGCCUAAAGAAAGAUCUGCAAUAAGCAGAUUUAGCUCUUGCAUAAUGCAUGUUUAAUAGUUUAUAUAACAUUUAAGGGCCCUGUUUUGCGAAAUCUUAACUAAAGAUAGAAUUCAAAUUUUAGUAGAUACUUCAAUUUUGAUUGGCUAAGCACUAAAAUCAAUCUAAUAUUAUCCAAUCAAAUUACUAAAAUUUGGAUUUUAUCUUAGUUAAAAUUUCGUGAAACGGGUCCCAGACUCAAAGAAAGAGUGCAAUGGGCAGAUUUAUGUCUGGCAUAAUCUAUGUUUAAAGUGGCUAACAGCCUCCCUCCCCCUUUUAAAAUAUGUAUAUCAAUAGAGACAGAGAAAUUGGGGUUUAGCAUGCUCUCGACAAAAACUAUGUCAUUUCGGGACUAACAUAUGGUUCAAUUUGAUUUCAAGAAUUCGCUUGCACGUAGGGGUCUUUAGUUGUGUUGUGGGAGGAAACCAAGUAACUACAGAAAUCCCACGAGGUUGGACAGGUGACUCUACUGCUAGUUGCAUACAAGCAGGGAAUCAAAACCAAUUACAGGCCUUAUGCUGUAAAGCACACAUGCUAAACCAUUCGACCAUCCACUCCCCCCUUCCUCCUGCAUCCAUACCUACUCUCUGUAACAGUAGGGAGAGCAGUGUGGCUAGAGAUAGAGAGAGAAAUGGGGUUUAACGUCCACUCUACAUAAACUAGGUCAUUUCGGAACUAACAUAUGGUUCAAUUUUAUUUCAAUCAUUCGCUUGCACGUAGGGGUCUUUAGCAGUGGGAGGAAACCGGCGGACCCGGAGAAAACCCACAAGGUUGGACAGGCGACCCUACUCCUUGUCACGUACAACCGGGGAAUUGAAACCAUGCCAGUUGACUCAAUAACAGGCCGUAUGAUACAGCGCGCACGUGCUAACCAUUCUGCCAUCCAACCCCUCCGCCCCCCCCCCCCCCCCCCCCCCCCCCGGCUAGGGGGUAAAGUAUGUUAAAUCCAAAUUUUUCCCCUAUCAUCAGAUUGACAAUUUAGAUCCCAAAAGCACACAAUUAUUUUCAACAGAUCCUUAGCAGUGCAGUGAGGCACAGCCAGAGGGGAGAGCAGAUUAAAUUAUUCAAAUUUUUACCCAAUCUCUGAUCUCUAGAUCAACAACUUAGAUCUCAUAUAUUGAUUAUUAUAUUAUAUAAUAACUUCAUACAGUGAUAACUUGUCGCCCCAAGCAGUAGAAUAAUCUAACACAGUGGUUCUCAACAUUUUUUUGCCAGCGGCACAACUUGGAACAUAUGAAAAAAUAACGGCACACCUGCCUAAAUAUAUAUGAAAAAUAUUUGAAUUUUGCAAAAUAAAAACAUGGUAAGUCAGACGGCAUACGACUGUAGACACAGACUAAUCAAUCAUGCACACGUAAAAUGUCUCAAACUAAAUAAAGACACCGGAAUUUAUCAGUAGACACCAGUGAAUACUCAAUUGGGAUCACAUGAUUUUUCGCAUUUUCUUAGUGUGCCAUUCAAAAUUUCAUGGCGCACUGGUUGAGAAUCACUGGUCAAACGUGUGGUCAGGGGCUCUUUUUUCAGACAAAAUCAAACAGUCAUUGACAAGAAACCUGUGGCCAUUACUUGAUCAAGAUCGGGAAGAAUUACAAAUUAAAUUACAUAAAGUGACAUGACAGAUAACACGGGCGAAUUUCUGCUCACUAAUAAUUCCUUCAAAGACCAAAGAGUUGUUAUGUGGGGCUGUGAGAGGAUAUCUGACAAUUCAAAAAAGUAAUUGAAUGUCACUAGAUAAGGGAAAACGAAAAAAAUAGAAAUAGUGCGUACAUUCCCUUGUUUUUAUUUAUUCUAUACUUAAUAGAAACAUGGUAAUGCACAGACUUUUUCUAUAUUUUGAAUUGUCAGAUAUCCUCCCAGUCUCAUAUAACAACUUUUGGUCUUGGAAGGAAUUGCUAGUGAGCAGAAAUUUGACCGUGUAUCUGUUAUCACUCAUCACUUCAGUCAGUUAUAUAGAAGGAUAACUCAUGUUUUCCUUUCGCCUUUGUCACUUCCCUUUCUUGAAAUCUUCAUAACUCAUCUAUCGUAGCAAUGAUCUCUGUGUUAAAAUUAUAUUUGGAAUGUGUUUAACCAGUUCUAUCACAUAUGUGAUAAUGACUGACACCAAUAUUGUCCUCUAAGCUACUGUAUUCUCAGCAUUGUGAGGAAUGAAUUUAUACAGACUUCUUGGGGACUGUGAAACAAUAUAGGACUGAGUGUUGUCAAAAUAUAUUUUGUUUUUAAUCUGAGAUUGAUCUGCUUGUCCAUUUGGCACACCUGGGCAGAAUCCAGGACCCUACAUCUAACCGGCAGCCACAUCACAAUUCGUUGCUUGUCCGGCGAACCGACAAAUCUGAAAUAUUUAAGUAUUGAGAAUUAUGCGUUAGCAAUUUGCGUUCUGUUGUUAUCUCUGUAGCCAUCAAAUAUUAACAUUUAUUUAUGAUUUAAUAGUUCAUACAUAUACAUCAGGACACGGUACGUCAUUUACAUAAACGUUAUUAUUUGAUGGACAUAGAGACAACUCAUAAUUCUCAAUACUUAAAUAUUUCAGAUUUGUCGGUUCGCCAGACAAGCGACGAAUUGUAUAGGGGUAGCUACAUAUCACUUACUGUCAUACAGCCGGGGCUAGAUAUAGGGUACUGGAGUCGGACAAGGUUUUCUCAAUGCUUCUUGUGUUGUCAUAUCUCAAGAUGGAUGAACAGCCCUUCAGAGUUAAAAAGUGGGAGAAGAGAAAGCUCUCCUGGCAAAUUUUCCUCUCCUGCCUUUGAAACAUGACCAAAAAUAUUAAAAGUGGCCUUAUAUUUUGUCUAUAAAUGAUUUUGUAACAUAGACCGGAAAUCUUCCUUUGUUCUUUUUGUUAAAUAAGCAGAUUGUUUUCCCUCUAGUAGAUUGGGUGGAGCUUAACUGUGCAAUGUUAUUGCACACUUUUGCUGGUUUACACUAGUUUUAGUAGAAACCACAUAGAGAAGUGGGGUGGUUUUUCUGUGCAAUAACAACAAGCAUGUUGAGCAGGUGUCAAUUUUACAAGUCAUUUAUAGCACGCUUCAUUCAUUAACAGGUUUAACAUCUCGGCCUACAGCCUCGAUGUUUAAACCUGUUAACUCAUGUAAGCCUUGCUAUAAAUAUAACAGGUCGACAAUAUGUGCUAUUGGACAUGCAUGGCAUAGAUUUAAAGUUAUCAAUAAUACAAGGGACAUAACUCUAUUUAAUUACUUGCUUUAAUUAUAUAUAAUAAUAAUAGUUAUUAUAACUAGAGAUUGUACAGUGUAUAUAUUAUAAAUAGUAUCUUUGUAAAUAUUAGAAUAAAAUAUUUAUAUACUACA
Messenger RNA from Patella vulgata (common limpet), 6448 nucleotides. RefSeq names its product dynein regulatory complex subunit 6-like. Gene Ontology annotation, molecular function: protein binding. NCBI's taxonomy places the organism in Eukaryota, Metazoa, Mollusca, Gastropoda, Patellidae. The record is from RefSeq and is a predicted model, not a curated record. The coding region runs from base 109 to 2445 and encodes 778 amino acids. Gene Ontology annotation, cellular component: SCF ubiquitin ligase complex. Gene Ontology annotation, biological process: SCF-dependent proteasomal ubiquitin-dependent protein catabolic process. The transcript is spliced from 24 exons.